CACACCCAGGGGCCGGGGCGGCUGAGCUCCCCAGCCGCGCCUCACUCCUCCUGGGCUCUGCAGAAGACUGGGAUCCAGCCUCCAUCCUCACGGCUGCCUUUCCCUGAGAGCCGGGCUGGCGAGCGAUUUCUGCCAGCUGAUGAAGUGAUUUAUGAGCAUUACACAGCCCCGGUUCCUGCCAUAGAGGUCACUGAAGCAACAGAAAUCAAGCCUCAAAAAUAGAAAAAACAGAAGUGGUGGGGAGAGCAGUCGCGCUUCCGCGUCCUCACGCAGAUACCCAGAGGGAGAGGGACGCAGGCGGAGCAGACGGCUGUGCUGCGGACUGGAGCAUGCCCAGGUUUCACCGCCGCUCACCUGCUCUUGCACCCCGAAGUCCGUAGCCAGGUGGGGAGGCAGAGGGAGACUCCCCUGUAUUUGCAGAGCCGAUACCAGCUGUAUCUGGCGCAAGCAGGUCUGCUGGCCAUGGGCAACCUGAUAAAGGUAUUGGGCAAAGAUUUAGAAAACUGUCCUCAUUUUUUCCUGGAUUUUGAAAGUGUCACAUGGGGAACCUUCUUAAAGUGUUGACUUAUAACGACCUUGAACAAGGCCCUAAUUUUUUCCUUGACUUUGAACAUGCUCAGCCCACAGAAGCCGAGACAGCUGUGUGGAACCAGGUCAACGCAGUGCUAGAGGAGGCACAGACAAUCCUGGCUGAACUGCAGUCCUACACGGGGGCUGGCCUGGAGAUUAGAGAGGCAAUCCAAAACCCCAAUGACCUCCAGCUACAGGAGAAGGCCUGGAAUGCGGUGUGCCCUCUAGUGGCAAAGCUGAAACGCUUCUAUGAGUUCUCUCUUCGACUGGAGAACGCUCUGCGCAGCUUGCUGGAAGCUCUGACUAGCCCGCCCUAUGCCCCGACUCAGCACCUGGAGAGAGAACAAGCCCUAGCAAAGCAGUUUGCAGAAAUCCUACACUUCACCCUCAGCUUCGACGAGUUCAAGAUGACCAACCCUGCCAUCCAGAACGAUUUUAGCUACUACAGAAGAACCCUCAGCCGAAAUCGCAUUAACAAUUUACAGUUGGAUGCCGAGAGUGAUGUUAACAAUGAAAUGGCCAACAGGAUGUCUCUCUUCUACGCAGAGGCCACGCCUAUGCUUAAAACUCUAAGCAACGCCACAACCAAGUUUGUUUCAGAGAACAAGACCCUCCCCAUUGAGGACACAACUGACUGUCUAAGCACCAUGGCCUGUGUCUGCAGGGUGAUGCUGGAGACGCCGGAAUACAGGAGCCGGUUCACCAACACCGAGACCCUUCUCUUCUGCAUGCGAGUGAUGGUUGGAGUCAUUAUCCUCUACGAUCACGUUCACCCCGUGGGGGCUUUCGCAAAGACCUCCAAAAUCGAUAUGAAAGGAUGCAUCAAAGUCUUGAAAGAUCAGCCUUCAACCAGCACAGAGGGGCUCCUGAACGCACUGAGGUACACCACCCGGCACCUCAACGACGACACCACAUCCAAGCAGAUCCGGGCCCUGCUGCAGUGAGCGCCUCAAGAGCGGUAGGGUGGGGGGGGGUCUGUCCGGCUGGGGCCUGGAGGCUUCACUUAGAACUGUCAGCAGAAAAUUUUAAAUGUUGCCAUGUUGCUAUAAAUAACCAUGAUCAUAUUCCUCAUUUUGUAAAGAAAGGGAAAAAGUUUUUAAAAAAUAAAAAUACAGAAAUACAAGAACAAACUAAGCAGCCCGCAAAUCCGCCCUCCCCAACGUGUUCCCCCCUCCCACCUCCCUCCAAAAAAGAUCAGUGUCCAACUCUGGCAGGCUGUGUGUCACCCACUCCGUGCGUCUCCGUUCCCCCCGCCCCCCAUCAGUGGUGCAGUGACAUGCCCAGUUCUUAGCCUGCCUGAGCUUGGGGUGGGGGCUAGGGGAUGGAAGCCUGGGAGCAGGGGGGCGUCCCAUGGUUCCCACAGGGGUACAAUGUAGGGUCACUUUAUCUGGACUACGCCCCCCAAGUGCGAAGGGAGGGGUCCAGGGCGGGGCCGGCACGAAGCCGCCCCUCCUGACAGAUGUAAAUAAUGUGCGUGAAUCACUCCAAGGGUCCGGCUGUGACCAUGAUGAUGAUGAAGAAGAAAAAGGGCAUCAUCUUUAAAUCCUCCCGCACUGAGUCCAUUGAAAAUAGCUCAGUGGCACCUUUUAGAUUUUUAAUAUAAAACAAUUAAA
Terrapene triunguis (Three-toed box turtle) is the source of this 2183-nucleotide messenger RNA. RefSeq names its product protein FAM49A-like. The transcript is spliced from 14 exons. Gene Ontology annotation, molecular function: small GTPase binding. Bases 540 to 1514 code for a protein of 324 amino acids. Lineage: Eukaryota; Metazoa; Chordata; Testudines; Emydidae. Gene Ontology annotation, biological process: regulation of actin filament polymerization. The record is from RefSeq and is a predicted model, not a curated record.